ACAGAAAUGAGGGCCUGAAGUGGGUAAGAGCAUUUGUGAAAGCAAGAGGGCCUGGGUUCAAGUCCCCAGUGCACAUUAAAAACCUAGGCAUGGUGGAGCAGUGCCUGCAAACCGCACUGGAGUGGAUCUGGGUGAAUGCCAGGGGCUCACUGACCAGUCAAGUCAGCCUUGCCCAGACGGGGAGCUUUCAGGUCCUCUGAGGUCCUGUCUCAAACAAGAGAUAGAGUAAUAGAGGAAGACACUCACCAUCAGUCCCUGGUCUCUGCACAGAGAAGUACACACCACACAUGUGCGCGUGCACACACACACAUAUACACACCACACAUGUGCAUGCGCACACACACAGAUAGGGAGUGUGUGGAAACGAGAACUGAGGAGAGGUGGGGAAAAUGGCAGGCAAUUUUUUUUAAUGCAAGCAAAUUGAAUCCAAUUUCCUCCCCAUCUUGGUGUCCUUUGCCGUUGCUUCUUCCAUUUCUUCUGCUGUGAACUGACUCCUCUGAGGAACCCAGUAACCAAAGCCGCCAGUCGCAAUGAAAGCUGAACUAACUUGUAAACAGAGUUCAUUGAGAACCCAAGGCUAUCGCUCCAAGUGCACGCCCUUCCCUAAUCAGGAUUCUGCACGUAGCCAAGGCUAGCCAGCAACUCUAUGUGAUCCAGUGGGCCUCCAGCUCACAGUCCUCUUGUGGCAAUGCUGACAUUACAGAUGUGUGCCACACCUGGCUCUGCAAACAAAUCUUGAAACACACUGAACUAAUAAUGACAAUAGGAAGUGUGUUACCACCGUGUAUCGAGAACUUGCUUUGUGCCAAACACGUACCAUGUUAUCUCACCUAACCCCCUGAACAAAACAAAGUGUGUGUGUGCUUUUAUGUCUUUUUUCGAUCAGGUAAAAAAAAAAAAACAAGCAACAAUACAAACCUAAGACUCCCUUGCUUCAGGUCACCCUGAAUAAGAUACUGUGAUUCAAGCCCUAGCACGCACCUCUCCAAACGCCAUUGGGGUAACUGAUGUCUGCAGAGUCUCUAGCCACACAGCCCAUCUCUACAGCACAGGCCCCACAGAACUAGUUCUCCGAAGAGCAACUGCAUUGCCCCUCCAGGCUCCUGUCGUUACCUUCCCCACGGCACGGCCUCCCUCAGCUUCACCCCAUGGGUUGCUACUUUUUCACUUAUCAGACCUUUACAUGUGCCUGCCUCUGGUUUAUCACUCACUCCUAGGAGACCUCCUGUCAUCUUCUUUCCCGUGAACAGAGGCACUCAAGCCACAGGUCACUGAGGUAAAGGGCAUAUUGACUGGAGUCCCAUCAAUAGUCUAACUUCGGCGAGUUCACCUCUGCUUGCUCCUCCUCCUACAAUGUAUAACCAGGCAGAGCGGAGGACUCUGGCUGGUCAGCUACUCAGCCACCUUCAGCACAGGACCUGGGAUUAAGAGGACAGCUCCCCCCACAAUGUCAGAAGACAAGAUCACUGGAACCUUGGCUUUCACUGUCUUCACUGCCGUGUUGGGGUCCUUCCAGUUUGGAUAUGACAUCGGAGUGAUCAAUGCACCUCAAGAGGUAAUAGUAUCCCACUAUCAACAUAUUUUGGGUGUUGCGGUGGAUGACCGAAGAGCUACCAGUAACUAUGCUGUCAACAGCACAGACACCCCACUCCCAGUCACGCCAGCAUAUGCAACGCCAGCAUACGCAACGCCAGCAUACGCAACGCCAGCAUACGCAACGCCAGCAUAUGCAACGCCAGCAUACGCAACGCCAGCAUACACAACACCAGCCCCCCUAACUGACAAAGAGGCUGCAGGAUCCGCUCACCUCAUCACUGUGCUCUGGUCUCUGUCUGUGUCCAGCUUCGCAGUGGGUGGAAUGGUCGCCUCAUUCUUUGGUGGGUGGUUAGGGAACAAGCUUGGAAGAAUCAAAGCCAUGUUGGCAGCAAACAGUCUCUCACUGACUGGAGCUCUCCUGAUGGGGUGUUCCAAAUUAGGACCAUCACAUAUCCUCAUCAUUGCCGGAAGAAGCAUAUCAGGAUUCUACUGUGGGCUAAUUUCAGGACUGGUUCCAAUGUAUAUUGGUGAAAUCGCUCCAACAACGCUCCGGGGUGCCCUGGGUACUCUUCACCAACUGGCCAUUGUCACAGGCAUUCUUAUUAGUCAGAUAGCUAGCCUCAACUUUAUUCUGGGCAAUCAGGAUCGUUGGCACAUCCUGCUUGGCAUGUCCGCUGUGCCAGCUCUCCUACAGUCUCUCCUGCUACUCUUCUGUCCAGAAAGCCCCCGAUACCUUUAUAUAACACUGGAAGAAGAAGUCAAAGCAAAGAAAUGCUUGAAGAGACUACGAGGAGCUGAGGACAUCACCAAGGAUAUUAAUGAGAUGAAAAAGGAAAAGGAAGAAGCAUCUGCUGAGCAGAAAGUCUCUGUGAUUCAGCUCUUCACAGAUUCCAGCUACCGACAGCCCAUCAUCGUGGCAUUAAUGCUGCACGUGGCUCAGCAGUUUUCUGGAAUCAAUGGAAUAUUUUACUACUCAACCAGCAUUUUCCAGACAGCAGGUAUCAGCCAGCCUGUGUAUGCCACCAUUGGCGUUGGUGCUAUCAACUUGAUCUUCACUGCUGUCUCUGUGCUGCUCGUGGAGAAGGCUGGGCGGCGGUCCCUGUUUCUAGCUGGAAUGAUCGGGAUGUUUUUCUGUGCCAUCUUCAUGUCCUUGGGACUUGUGCUGCUGGAUAAAUUCUCCUGGAUGAGUUACGUGAGCAUGACAGCCAUUUUUCUCUUCGUCAGUUUCUUUGAGAUUGGGCCAGGUCCAAUUCCUUGGUUCAUGGUUGCUGAAUUUUUCAGCCAAGGCCCCCGCCCCACUGCUCUGGCACUGGCUGCCUUCAGCAACUGGUUCUGCAAUUUCGUUGUGGCUCUCUCCUUCCAGUACAUCGCGGACUUCUGCGGGCCUUAUGUGUUCUUCCUCUUCGCUGGGAUCCUCCUGGUCUUCACCCUGUUUACAUUUUUUAAAGUUCCAGAGACCAAAGGAAAGUCUUUUGAGGAAAUCGCCUCAGAAUUCCGGAAGAAGAGAGGUGCGGCGAAACCCCCCAAGGCUGCUGUACAAAUGGAAUUCCUGGGGGCUUCAGAGAAUGCCUGAGGAUGAUCUGUCUAAAGCCCAAGAACAGACGGAAGGGAACCACGUGUUCCCUCUUAACUGAUAUCUACACCCUAGAGUUUUGUUUUAUACCGUUUAAAGAAUUUGUACAGACUCUGAUUAGAAAUGUCAACAAAUAUUACCAAAAAAAUAUUUUUUUAACGUAGAGGAUAUAUUUUUUGACGGUAAAACUCCUAGUUAAGUACACCGAAGGGGCUGUUACUUUGAUACUCUACAGGGAAAGUGUGUUAUAAUCUUCCUAUCCCUGUUCAUUUUUUAAAAAGUGAAAUUGAAGUGCUUUUGACAUAGCAUAUCAUACGUGACUAGCAGACCUGAAGCUACAACUGAUAUCUAUAUAUUUAAACAUGAUAAAUUGGAAUUUUCUCAGUCACAGAGUCGAUGCUCAAGGACAUAUGGCUGGUGUCAGCUAGGCUCAUGUUCAAACUGACAUUUUUGUUAUCCUUCCUCAGCUUCUCUCACGGGAUUCAGAGUUAGUGUUUUGCUUGAAAUUAUUUUUCUGUAUUUUUAUAUAGAAUAACUGGGUAUUUUAAACUAUAUUUGUGAUGAAAAUCUAUUAUUUUUAUAGCUACCAAAAUCUUCCUAUAUUAAGAGAAAACAUUUUAGUUUCUUUGUUUGAUGUAUUUCGCAAUUAAACACUCAAGUUUCUCCUCGCUGCAGAGCCUAUAUUACUAGUUAAUAUUAGCGUCUAAACCAUGUUAGUUCCUCACUAUUUCAGUCCUUUAUGUUAUACUGUUUUUUUAAUUACCCACUAGUGUUUUCAUCUGAGGUGCUAGACACACUUAACCCAUCAGGAUUCAGGCGUUUUGUAUAUCGUCUAAGAACUCUAAUAAACUGGAUCAAACUCA
Molecule: messenger RNA, 3972 nt
Organism: Mesocricetus auratus (golden hamster)
Lineage: Eukaryota; Metazoa; Chordata; Mammalia; Rodentia; Cricetidae
Gene: Slc2a2
Product: solute carrier family 2 member 2
Exons: 11
Coding region: 1448-3109 (553 amino acids)
Biological process (GO): monosaccharide transmembrane transport
Cellular component (GO): brush border; membrane
Molecular function (GO): hexose transmembrane transporter activity
Source: RefSeq, a predicted model, not a curated record